AUGGUUGAAAAAAAAGAAACUCUGGAAGUAGUCAGUUGUGAACAGGAAAGAAAGAAAUCUCAUGAAAUUAAUCAGCAGUCUUCAUGUGAUAUAAUCGUGAUUGACUCACCUUAUGAAGAAAUUAAUAAGAAUUCUUCGCAUGAUGUAAUCAUGAUCGACUCACCUCAUGAAGAAAUUAAUAAGAAUUCUUCGCACGAUGUAAUCAUGAUCAACUCACCUCAUAAAGAAAUUAAUAAGAAUUCUUUGCACAAUAUAAUUGUAAUUAACGAAGAAAUUAAUAAGAAUUCUUCACAUAAUUGGAUCAUGAUCAACUCACCUCAUGAAGAAAUUAAUAAGAAUUCUUCACAUGAUUGGAUUAUAAUCAACUAA
This is a messenger RNA of Dentiscutata erythropus, 369 nucleotides long. The record is from the annotation of a GenBank genome assembly. Lineage: Eukaryota; Fungi; Glomeromycota; Glomeromycetes; Diversisporales; Gigasporaceae.